Messenger RNA from Pyricularia pennisetigena, 126 nucleotides. RefSeq lists its product as uncharacterized. Bases 1 to 126 code for a protein of 41 amino acids. The record is from RefSeq and is a predicted model, not a curated record. The transcript has a single exon. NCBI's taxonomy places the organism in Eukaryota, Fungi, Ascomycota, Sordariomycetes, Magnaporthales, Pyriculariaceae.
AUGCAACCAAGCAUCCGAAGUUCCAUGACUGGAAGCGUUUCCCUGAACUCAACGACAUCACCUUACGCGCAGACUAAUACCCAUCCAUGUCUUUGCUGCAAGAGACCGCACUUCUUGCGACACUGA